UUUGCUCUCUUAGUUUCUCUCAAAUCUAGAAUUUAAUGGCCUUUCUCUCAGACUCUCCAAAGAAAUGUUGUAUGGAAGGGGUCAUUGGGUCCCUAAUUCUCUCCCUAGUUUUGCCAAAAAUCUUCAUAUCUUGGUAGUGGAUCAUGAAACCUUGUCUCUCAAGCACUUGAGUUCAUUGCUUAGGCAGCAAUCUUACAAUGUUACGACCACUGGACUAGGAUGUAUUGCUCUAUCAAUGAUUCAAGAAAAAGUUAUGUCUUCAGCGGUGAACUUGAAGGUAGCUACGAAAGCAUUGGCAGAAGGAGGGUGUUAUUUUCUUCAGAAGCCUAUUUCUAAGGAUGAUCUAAAAUAUGUAUGGCAACACAUGUAUCGGAGGAACAUAAACAUAGCCAAGCUAACCUAUAUAGCAAAUUGUGGAGAAAAAGCCAAAUCUGGAAAAGAAUCUGUCGGUAUCCAAAACGACAACACUGUUGUUUUGUCUCGGUUCACCAAUGCAGCUAGUUAUAAUAAUAAUUGUAGUAUUAACUAUCAACUUAUGAGCUAUAAUGGAAAAGUGCAAAACACGCCAACGAAUUCCCAUGAUUCCCUAGUUGCUUCAUACUUGGGAGGAAACAGAUCAACGGAUGACAUAGAAGGAACAAACAAGGAGGAGAGAGUUACAUGUUACUCAAAACCUACCAAUUUUGGACACACAAGAACUCAUGAGGAUAAUGGAAGAGGGAAGGAAUAUUUUAUUUCCCGUAAUACCAGAUCACGUAUCGUUUGGAAUGUGGAACGACGUCUCAAGUUCUUUGACGCCCUCAACAAGCUAGGUGAUAAAUGUCGCCCAAAACUUAUACUUAAGUUGAUGAAUGAACCAUGCUUGACGCUGUGCCAGGUAGCUAAUCACGUGCAGAAAUACAAAGCACAAGUAGAGUCCAUGAAAAGGGGGAGAAAAAAUAAAUUAGCUCCAUGGAUGGAAGCAUCCAAAUUCAAUUUCUCGGUCCGGACUCAACUUCCUCCGUUAGUGCAAACGCAGCAGAAUCACGAGGCAAACAAAUCUACACCCGGAGGUUCAACCUCUCUUUCAGGAUGGAAAAGAUUCCGACUUAUUGCUCCUAAGCCUGUGCCUAAUCCUAGACUACUUGUUAGCGCCAACUUUGUAAAUCAUGGUCUCAGAAUGCUUGACCACAAUUUUCAGCAUGUUGGUUCAAACUACAAUUCAGUUCCAUAUAGCAUCAAUAAGAUGACUCUAGAGGUAACUUCUUCUCGUGUAUUUAAUGAAAUUCAGUUCUCAGAUAUACAUCAAGCUGAUGUAGCUCAGCAGCUAGAAGCAAUGGAAUUUAGUGGCACAUCAGAAGGGAUUCAGUUGAUGUCAAAGAACAUCGCUUUACUUGAUUCAACCAACUUGGACAAUGUUUCUGCAAAUUUUGUAAAUGAAGAAAGCCAACAAUAAUUAGCAAAAUAUGAUUAUCUCUUAAAUGUUUUAGAAGACGAUCCACCUGACUUUGGCAGCGACUUUGAUAUGAGUGAUGUAGAUAAAUACAG
Messenger RNA from Cucurbita pepo subsp. pepo (vegetable marrow), 1527 nucleotides. The record is from RefSeq and is a predicted model, not a curated record. Lineage: Eukaryota; Viridiplantae; Streptophyta; Magnoliopsida; Cucurbitales; Cucurbitaceae.